Messenger RNA from Penicillium canariense, 825 nucleotides. RefSeq lists its product as uncharacterized. The record is from RefSeq and is a predicted model, not a curated record. Bases 1 to 825 code for a protein of 274 amino acids. Gene Ontology annotation, cellular component: plasma membrane; cell cortex of cell tip. Gene Ontology annotation, biological process: fungal-type cell wall organization. The transcript is spliced from 3 exons. Lineage: Eukaryota; Fungi; Ascomycota; Eurotiomycetes; Eurotiales; Aspergillaceae.
AUGGUCGACCUCAAAAGCGUCUUCCCGACAAUAACGGCUUUUAUCGCGUUCAUCAUAACGCUAUGCUGCCUCUUUGCAGGAACACAGAAGAACCUGCUCGGCGAUGUCAACCUGCUCACGCUCUACACCCCCGAAGGCGGCUCCACCUCCGCAGCCCACGACUUCUACUCCGUGCACGUAAUGUCCUACUGCCAAGGUACACUGGGCACCGCCUCCCCCGGCGCCUCCGACACACCGCGCAACGUGACCUCGUGUUCGAGCCGAACGAUCCUGUUCUCGUUCGAUCCGACCGCAGCCUGGACGAAGGAGAUCACGCACGGGCCGGGGCUGGAGUGGCCGCGGGUUAUCAGUGAUGACUUCCAUGCGUUCCGGAUGACGAGCCGCGCGAUGGCGGUGUUGUAUAUUAUCGGAGUCGGGGCCGUGGGGUUGGUUCUGCUGGUGAAGGCGGUUUCCCUGGCUAUGCCGAGGGCAGGGCAUGGCUUGUUUGAGUUUGGGUUUUUCGUGGUAAGUGCUUGUCCGCUCGUGACUGUGACCGUGACCGUGACCGUGACCGUGACCAUGACCUGCCUCGGUUCGCUCAGCAUCAGCAUCGCAUCGAUCAUCGCGACGGUCAUCGCGUUCGAAUUCGUCGCGCUCAUCAACGCGCAUGGCGACGGGUCCAAUGUCUCCGCCCGGUACGGGAACAAGUUCCUUGGCAUGACUUGGGCGUCCACGGGCCUGCUGCUGAUCGGCAGUCUCGGCAGCUUCAUCAACGUCUUUGUCCGGGGUGUGUACGUACCGCGCGCGCCCGAGCCGGUUCCGAAGGACGAGGAGGAGGAGGGCUGA